AGCACAGCAAACAUGGCUACCUCCGUGAGGAAAGCAGCUCACGAUAUCGAAGCGCGAAAACGGACCGAAGACGUGAUUCUGUCGGAGGGCAUCGACUUCGGCUCCUUGCUGCUUUCUCAGCCCGUGUUGGACGGACUGUCCGCCGCGGGAUUUCAGAAGCCGUCUCCGAUCCAGCUCAAGGCGAUCCCGCUCGGCCGCUGCGGACUCGAUUUGAUUGUGCAGGCCAAGUCUGGGACAGGGAAGACAUGCGUGUUCUGCACCAUCGCCCUGGACUCUCUGGUCCUGGAGAAUCCUUCAACCCAGGUUCUUGUGCUGGCGCCGACACGUGAGAUAGCAGUGCAGAUCCACUCGGUGGUCAUGGCCAUAGGCUGUGCCAUGGAGGGCCUGGAGUGCCAUGUUUUCAUUGGCGGCAGGCCUGUGAGUCAGGACAAAGCCCACCUGAAGAAGUGUCAUGUAGCCGUGGGCUCACCUGGUCGCAUCAAGCAGCUUAUCGAGUUGGGCAUGUUGUCAACGGCCAGCAUCAGACUGUUUGUUCUGGACGAGGCAGACAAGCUGCUGGAGGAGGGCAGCUUCCAGGAACAGAUCAACUGGAUCUUCUCCUCGCUGCCUGUGAACAAACAGAUGCUCGCACUCUCCGCCACCUACCCAGAAUCCCUUGCUCAGCACCUCACCCGCUACAUGAGAGAGCCCACCUUUGUACGGCUAAAUCCAAGUGAUAUGGGCCUGAAAGGUCUGAAGCAGUAUUACAAGCUGGUCCAGUCCCAUCCGCUACCUCACAAGGUUUUUGAGGAGAAGGUGCAGCACUUGCUAGAGCUGUUUAGUAAAAUCCCCUUCAACCAAGCGCUGGUGUUUUCAAACCUACACACACGGGCUCAGCACCUGGCAGACAUCCUGUCCUCCAAAGGUCUGCCUGCUGUUUGCAUCUCUGGUGGUCUGAGUCAGGACCAGAGACUGGAGGCGAUGUCAAAACUGAAGCAGUACCAGUGCAGGGUGCUCAUCUCCACUGACCUGACUUCAAGAGGUAUCGAUGCAGAGAAGGUCAACUUGGUGAUAAACCUGGAUGUGCCGCAGGAUUGGGAAACCUACAUGCACAGAAUUGGACGAGCUGGACGUUUUGGCACUCAGGGACUGGCUGUGACCUACUGUUGCCAUGGCGAGGAGGAGAACAAGAUGAUGGCCAUCGCUCAGAAGUGUGGCCUUAGUUUGUCUGCGCUGCCAUCCACGAUAGAGCCCAGGUUGAUGGAUGAGCCGUGCGACUGGGAUGUCUGCACUGAAGCGUCCACUCCAGACCCGGUAUCCCGGCUGUUUCCCAGAGCAGAGAAGAAAAGACGUGCAAAGCCUGACGUCUCUGUGUCUGAUCGCUUUGAGGAUCGAGCUGCGGCGCCCGGCAGUCAAAGAACGCCAGAGAAGAAGCAUCCAACGCCCAGGCGAGAGGCGGUCUGUGAAGAGGAUGCUAGAAAGAUGUCUUCCACAGAGGACACUCUGCCUGCUCAGACACAGACUCGAAAAGAGCUCCAAGACAGUCUGCCGAAGAUCCCUCCUCUCAGCUCGUUUAAGAACUGCAGGUCAAAGUUCGUGACCUUUGAGGAGGCCGAGCGGGACUUCCAGGACUUCAUCACUACAGGUCCGGGGAGAUCGGUGGAGAUCAUCAGAGAGUUCAGAGGCAGAGAGGAUGGGUAUAAGGAGUAUCUUACACUUGAUGAUGAUGGAGCGCAAAUAUUUACACGAAACGUCGAACAGCUUAAAUCUAACCUUUCACCUCCGAGGUCCACCUCGGGUUCUUCCAGUUCUCAAUCUGACAUGGAAGAUGAUGCGACACUGGAAAGUUCAAACGAGACCACGGGAGCUGAGAACAGAGCUGUCACUACGCCUCAGAUUGCAAUGACACAUCCACCUUCUCCACCCACACAACAAGCAAGCCCCACCAAACCCAGGGCUUAUACUCCUGCUCCACUCAGACACUCUGACCAGACACUGUGUGCAACACGUGGGAGAGCUCCUCCCGACAGCCGGGAAUCUGCAUUGAGCAUUAAAUCAAGCAGGCGAACCAAUCAGACAGCUCCGGCCCCGGCACGCCGAGAAGAAUCAAAAAAGAUGAAAAAAGAGACUGAAAAACAGAAAGGAAAGAUGAAAAGGGACCAGAAGAGGGAAAAGAACGAAGGUUUCUCUGAAGAAGAGGACGAGUGGUGUGCUGAAACCUACUGGAGAGCCUGCUGCAGCGCCUGGAACGAGUACUACGCCUCCAUGUCCCCUUUUCAAGAGCAAGGCUACCAGAGCUACUAUAAUGUAGCCUCCAGCUGGAUGGCAGCUUAUCGUAUGAACGCCGUCUACAUGGAAGAGCUGAUGAAAAAAUGAGCUGUGGAUGCUGUGAACAGGCUUUUCUGUGUCUUUACUAUGCCACUUGAUUCAUAUUUGCACUUUGGCGAGUAUACGUUGCACUAUUUUUUUCCCCACAACAUGUUGGUGUCAUAAAUACUUUUCUAAUAAAUUACACAUUUUGUUUUUUCCCAGUCACGUUGUGAUAAAUAAAUGUUGUGCAGUACUGUGUUGGCCUCAUGCCUCCUCUCCUGACGCUCUGCCCUCUCAGACUCGCUGCUCUAAAAUGGAUUUGAAGAGGAUUACCUGGCAGUUCUUGACUACAUUAAAAACCAUUUCAAAGAUUAUCUUUAGUCCCUGGAGUAAAAGCACGUUAGACCCACCCAGGCCCCAAUCACCUGCAUUUAACUGUAAUCAUCUUAAUCGAUGUGUGUUCUUCAUAUUGGAGGGUGACUUACUCUCCCAAACGCUGUCGCAGUGAGUGAGUGUGCAGCUGCUUUAUUCUGUUUAAACGGGUCCUCAUGAAGUUACGUUUUGUUUGUAGGCACCAGUGCUGGCUGUGAUUGCUGUUGCCAUGGUGCCUGGUUUGUAUGACUUAUAGUCUUGAUCCCUCAUUUCUUUACAUCCUGCUAGAAAACCUGGAAAUAUGUGCAGUGGUGGAUAGAAAUAUAAAUGCAGCAUGUGAGACUGGAGAGUUAAUAUUUGCUGUGACCACCUUUAUUUUCCAGCACAGAAUGAACUCUCUUAAGCAACGAGGACUCUUCAGGAAAAGUUCUCCAGGCUUCUUGAAGGACAUUUGAAACUCUUCUUUGGUUGCUGGCUGUCCCUCUCUCUGCUCUCUGUUAAUCCCACACCAGGUCAGUGAUGUUGAGGCUGUGGGGAGGCCAUCCAUGACUGAUGGUGUUCACUGUGUGUGUGGUUCUUGUGUAAUCUGGCAUAGCUUUGCCUUCUCACUUGCCUUCUUGGCUUUUUGGUGUGA
This is a messenger RNA of Neolamprologus brichardi, 3295 nucleotides long. It is a transcript of the gene ddx20, whose product is annotated as DEAD (Asp-Glu-Ala-Asp) box polypeptide 20. NCBI's taxonomy places the organism in Eukaryota, Metazoa, Chordata, Actinopteri, Cichliformes, Cichlidae. Gene Ontology annotation, molecular function: RNA helicase activity; ATP binding; nucleic acid binding. The record is from RefSeq and is a predicted model, not a curated record.